Blumeria graminis f. sp. triticale is the source of this 1560-nucleotide messenger RNA. NCBI's taxonomy places the organism in Eukaryota, Fungi, Ascomycota, Leotiomycetes, Helotiales, Erysiphaceae. The record is from the annotation of a GenBank genome assembly.
AUGGUUCUGCAGGAUCUUGGUCGGCGUAUAAACUCCGCAGUCAGCAACCUGACUCGGUCGAGUAACUUAGACGAGAAGGCAUUUGAAAGCAUGAUAAAGGAAAUAUGCGCUGCGCUACUUGAAGCUGAUGUAAACGUUAAGCUUGUCGGAAAUCUUCGAAAGAGCAUCAAGUCUCUUGUAAACUUUACGGAACUAGCUCCUGGUGUCAACAAGAAGCGCUUAAUUCAGAAAACCGUUUUUGACCAACUCGUGAAGCUUGUAGAUCCCCACAACGAACCUUACAAGCCCAGGAAAGGUAAGGCAAACGUCAUCAUGUUUGUAGGCUUGCAGGGCGCCGGAAAGACCACUACGUGCACAAAAUUAGCUCGACACUACGAAUCAAGAGGCUUUAAAUCUGGACUAGUUUGCGCAGAUACAUUUCGUGCUGGUGCUUUCGAUCAGUUGAAACAAAAUGCGACAAAAGCGAAAAUUCCUUAUUACGGGUCUCUGACACAAACUGAUCCGGCUGUAGUAGCGAGAGAAGGUGUAGAAAAAUUCAAGAAAGAGAAAUUUGAAAUUAUAAUUGUGGAUACAUCAGGAAGACACAGGCAAGAGGAUGCUCUCUUCGCAGAAAUGGUUGAAAUACAGAAAGCAAUAUCUCCCAAUCAAACAAUUAUGGCUUUAGACGCCAGUAUUGGCCAGCAAGCUGAGGCUCAAAGUAAAGCUUUCAAAGAGACAGCCGAUUUCGGCGCUAUAAUAAUCACAAAGAUGGAUGGUCAUGCAAGUGGAGGUGGAGCAAUUUCGGCUGUUGCUGCGACAAAUACACCUAUAAUAUUUAUAGGCACUGGCGAACACAUGCUAGAUCUAGAAAGAUUUGCUCCGCAGCAAUUUGUUUCGAAGCUACUUGGAAUGGGUGACAUGCAAGGUCUCGUCGACCAUGUGCAAUCACUCAAGCUUGACCAAAAGGAAACAAUGAAGCACAUUGUCGAGGGCGUCUUUACUAUUCGUGAUCUUCGGGAUCAGCUGUCUAAUAUAAUGAAAAUGGGGCCCUUAUCGAAAAUGGCCGGCAUGAUACCAGGUAUGAGCGGCAUGAUGCAGGGCAUGGACGACGAAGAGGGCAGUAUGAAACUAAAGCGUAUGAUCUUUGUCUGUGACUCCAUGACUGGUAAAGAACUUGAUAGUGACGGGAAAUUGUUCAUUGAGCAACCCACUCGAGUAACGCGGAUCGCACGCGGUUCUGGCACGAGUGUGCGCGAAGUUGAAGAUCUUCUUACACAACACAAGAUGAUGGCUGGCAUGGCUAAAAAGAUGGGGGGUAACAUGAAGAAUCUACAGAAAGCUCAGAGUGCGAUGGGCGGUGGUAACAAGCAGCAACAGAUGGCUGCUAUGCAGAAACGCAUGGCAAGUAUGGGUGGUGCCGGUGCUGGUGGUAUGCCUGAUAUGGGAUCUUUGAUGAAAAUGUUUGGAGGUGCAGGUGGAAGUGGGGGCCUAGACAUGCAAGCUAUGAAACAACAAAUGGGGUCCCUUAUGGGUGGCGCAGGAAGCAUCGGACGAGCCGGCGCCGGACGAAGUCGGCGCUAG